Diatraea saccharalis (sugarcane borer) is the source of this 891-nucleotide messenger RNA. The record is from the annotation of a GenBank genome assembly. NCBI's taxonomy places the organism in Eukaryota, Metazoa, Arthropoda, Insecta, Lepidoptera, Crambidae.
AAAGUCUACAAUUUAUGACAUAAAGUGAGCGCAACAUUGGAGGCAAUAUCCACAAAAACAACGCCACAAAUUAAAAAGAAGAAGAUAUAAACUGAGCAAAACACUGGAUUCGGCGAAAUCCACAAGGGCAACGCCAAUAAUUAAAAAGAAGAACAAGAAAGUUCGCCGGCUUCUUCUUCCAAAAGAAAGUUUCUUUUCGUUUUACUCUUUUUUAAAAACACCAACAUAUUCUGCCUGUUUUAAUUAACAUCAGUUUGUGAUUCAGUGCAGUCAUUCAUAAUACGAUCUUAUAAAAGUAACCUAUUAAAAAAACAAAAUGCGCUACUUCUUUUUGCUAACUAUUUUUAGUUACGUAUUUGCGUACGAAAAAGAUGUUACCUUUACUGUACAAGCUGGGAAGACAGAUUGUUUUUAUCAGAAUGUAUUGCCUAACGAAGUUAUUGACUUGGAAUAUCAGGUGAUAGACGCUACGCAUGGAGAACUGGACAUUUCCUUCCAAUUAUCGGACCCUGUAGGAAGGGUUAUUGUUGCCGAUUACAAGAAGCCUGAAAAUGCUCACCGACACACUGCAGCCCUCCACGGUGACUACAGAUUCUGUUUCGACAACACAUUUAGCACUUUCAGUCAAAAGACAGUAUGUAUAUUUUACUGUCAGCUAGAAUACAUAUUUCAAAAAUGUGUUUUUAUAUUAAAUAUUUUAUUAUUAGUUUACCAUUGAAUUAGAUUUAAUUAUUUUUAAAAUUUUAGGUAUUUUUUGAUCUGAUGAUAGAACUAGAGAAUAAUCAAGAAAAAGAUUAUGAUGAUGACAAGGAAAUGGAGUUUGGUAAGAGUCAAUUUCACAAUUAAUAAACUGAUUAAUAAUUAUACUCAGGGCACAUUUAACUAUUUAGC